Molecule: messenger RNA, 1838 nt
Organism: Paramormyrops kingsleyae
Lineage: Eukaryota; Metazoa; Chordata; Actinopteri; Osteoglossiformes; Mormyridae
Product: CD276 antigen-like
Biological process (GO): T cell receptor signaling pathway; regulation of cytokine production
Cellular component (GO): external side of plasma membrane
Molecular function (GO): signaling receptor binding
Source: RefSeq, a predicted model, not a curated record
GCCCAGAGGACUGACGUCUGUGCGUUAAUACACGCGGAUGUUCAGCGGUCGCUUGCUGCCCUAUUCUCCGGCAUCGCGACUGCGGACCAGCUGCCAGAUGACUGGUAUUGGCUAUAUGUAUUCGGCCGUCGGUGUUGUACUCAUUACCCUGGCUCUGAGGACUCCAGUCUCCUGGCAUUUCGAAAUCACUGUGCCCACUGAGCCGCAGUUGGCAGUCUUUGGGCGCUUCAUGGUUCUGACCUGCAGUUUCCCAGUGGGACCUGGAACCUGGGACUCUGCCAGUCUCAUUGUCACCUGGCAGCGAGGUCUGGAGGUCGUCCAUAGCUUUUACCACAGUCAGGACCAGUUGGACAGGCAGAGCCGUCGUUAUGCCAACCGCACCCAGCUGUACCUGUCGCAGCUGCAUCAAGGGAACGCCUCACUCAGACUGGAUGGCGUGAGCCUGGAAGAUACUGGCUAUUACUCUUGUUCUGUCAGCACACUGAUGGGAAGCCAGAAGAAAACAUUCUUGGUGGAAUUUGCAGCAUUCUACAGUGAGCCACAUGUGCAGAUCACGGUGUCCAGGAGUGGAGUAGAGCUACUCCUGACAUCCAGGGGAUUCCCCAGUGCCACACUGGAGUGGCAUGAUGAGCAGGGCCAGGACGUCACCAACAGAACAGUGACAGAGGUCCAAACGGAUCCCCAAGGCCUUUACACUGUAUCCAGCAGGUUCACACGAGGCCCAGCGACCAACGCCUCACUAAGGUUUAUACUAAGGAACCCGGUGCUGCAGCAGGAGAUGAUGCGGGAUCUGGCUUUAUCUCUAGCGCAUGAACUGGUUCCACAGGAUCAUCACAGAUGCCGACACCUUUUCUAUCUUUCUGUGGCCUUAUUUACAAUACUGCUGUUGGUGCUGUUAGCCCGUUUAGCACACAGAGGACCUGCUGUAAAGCUGCCAAAAAGGGACACGCCAUUUCCUAGUCACUAACCCAGUGGUUCUCAAAUUUUUUCAGCAGGAGGUCCCCUUGUGUAGGGUGAAUCCUUUUUUGUUUGUAGUCUUUAUUUCUCUGGUUUGUUAAAUUUACAUUUCACAAAAUAUAACAUUGUAUUAAAACAGUUUUGACAGUAAAACUAACAUUGUCUGAAAAGUGCAACAAAAGUACUGAAUACUGAACAAUAAUUUAUGAUGUCCAUAGCAGCGUAGUGUGCUACGUAAAAUUUAUAUUUACAUUUUUUUUAUACUUCUAUUAUUUUUUUUUUAAAUACAUUAUAUUUUACAUAGGUUGACAAGCCUGAUUUGUCACAAGUAAUUUUCUUUUUUUAGAUUCUACAAUUUCGAUGUGGCCCCCCCUAGCGCCAUCUGGUGGCCCCCCAGGGGUCUGGCGGCCCCCAGUUUGAGAACCACUGCACUAACCUAUGCUGACUGGGGCUCAAACUCACAGUCAGCAGCCCAUGCUGCUUUUUGAAGGCUUAUUUACUAUUUAUAUUUAAUUUUUCUCUAUAUUUUUGUAUUUUACAUUAAUAACUACUUCUCUUAUUUUUUUUAUGAUGCCAUGCUGUCGAUUGCCAUUUUCUUUUCAGCAUCUUGAGCGAAAAUCAUUUCAUUGUGUACUGUACUAUAACAAAUGACUGUUUUAGUAAACGCCACCAUAUUUCUACAAGUUAACUUAUACUUUAGGUAAGUAGCAAAUGACUGACCCUGCAUUGUUACUGAAAACAGACUAAUUCUCUAGGAAAGGCCUGAAUGAAGCAGUGAAAGAUCUAUUUGUAAGAAAAUCCAUGUAACUAUUUGCCCAAAUUUACUUCAGAAUGACAGUGAAUGUCAGCAAUCGAUUACAUUUUUACUUCCCGUUGUACCA